Messenger RNA from Mastomys coucha (southern multimammate mouse), 3029 nucleotides. It is a transcript of the gene Tlr6, whose product is annotated as toll like receptor 6. The transcript is spliced from 3 exons. Gene Ontology annotation, cellular component: membrane; Toll-like receptor 2-Toll-like receptor 6 protein complex. The record is from RefSeq and is a predicted model, not a curated record. Gene Ontology annotation, biological process: immune response; inflammatory response; cellular response to diacyl bacterial lipopeptide. The coding region runs from base 119 to 1894 and encodes 591 amino acids. Gene Ontology annotation, molecular function: Toll-like receptor 2 binding; transmembrane signaling receptor activity; lipopeptide binding. Lineage: Eukaryota; Metazoa; Chordata; Mammalia; Rodentia; Muridae.
UUCCCAGACUAAGGUCUAGGGUUGGUCAAACACUUUUUUUUUUUUUCCAGAGUAAUUUUUCAGAGAAAUUCGGAGAAGGAAGUCUUGAGCUAGAACCCAAGUAAAAAUGCUGUGAAGAAUGGUAAUGUCCCUCUGGGAUAGCAUCUGCAACAUGACCCAAGACAGAGAACCCAUCGUGAGGAGUUUCCACUUUGUUUGCACUCUGGCCUUAGUAGUCGGAAGCAUGACCCAGUUCUCCGAUGAACGUGAGUCUAUAGUAGACUAUUCAAAUAGUAACCUUAUUCAUGUCCCCAAAGACCUGCCACCAAGAGCAAAAGCCUUGAGUCUGUCUCAGAACUCUAUAUCUGAGCUGCGGAUGUCUGAUAUCAGCUUUCUGUCAGAGUUGAGAGUUCUGACACUUUCCCACAACAGGAUACGGACACUUGAUUUUGGCGUCUUCUUAUUCAAUCAGGAUUUAGAAUACCUGGAUGUCUCGCACAAUUGGUUGCAAAACAUCUCUUGUUGCCCUGUGGCAAACUUGAAGCAUCUAGACCUCUCAUUCAAUGACUUUGAUGUGCUUCCCAUGUGUAAGGAAUUUGGCAACUUGACGCAACUGAGUUUCUUGGGAUUAAGUGCUGCAAAGUUCCAACAACUGGAUCUGCUCCCAAUUGCUCACUUGCACCUAAGCUACAUUCUUCUGGACUUAGUGCGUUAUCACAUAAAAGAUGGUGAAACAGAAAGCCUUCAGGUUCCGAAUACCAAUGUUCUCCACUUGGUCUUUCAUCCAAAUAGCAUGUUCUCGGUGCAAGUGAACAUAUCUGUUAAAGUCUUAGGAUGUUUACAACUGAGUAAUAUUAAAUUGAAUGAUGAAAACUGUCAAAGGUUGAUAGCAUUUCUAUCCGAACUCACCAGAGGUCCAGCCUUCUUGAAUCUGACCCUUCAGCACAUAGAAACAACCUGGAAGUGUGUGGUUAAACUUUUCCAAUUCCUUUGGCCACGACCGGUGGAGUACCUCAAUAUUUACAACUUAACGAUAACUGAGAAGAUCGACAUGGAAAACUUUGUUUACUUGGAGACAGCACUGAAGUCACUGAAGAUAGAGCAUGUCACGAACCAAGUGUUCAUCUUUUCAAAGGACGCGUUAUACUCUGUGUUUGCCGAGAUGAACAUCAGGAUGCUCACCAUCUCAGACACCCCUUUCAUCCACAUGAUGUGCCCUCCGUUCCCAAGCACAUUUAUGUUUCUGAACUUUACCCAGAAUGUUCUCACUGAUAGUGUUUUUCAAGGCUGUUCCACCUUAAAGAGAUUGGAGACACUUAUCUUACAAAGGAAUGGUUUGAAGAACCUUUUAAAGGUAGCUCUCAUGACUAAGAAUAUGUCCUCUCUGGAAACUCUGGAUGUUAGUUUGAAUUCUUUGAACUCUCGGGCAUAUGACAGAACAUGCCCUUGGGCUGAGAGCAUAUCAGUGUUGAAUUUGUCUUCGAAUAUACUUACAGACUCUGUCUUCAGAUGCUUACCUCCCAAGGUCGAGGUCCUUGACCUUCACAACAACAGGAUAAUGAGCAUCCCUAAAGAUGUCACCCGCUUGCAAGCUUUACAGGAACUCAAUGUAGCAUCCAAUUCUUUGACUGACCUUCCUGGAUGCGGGAGUGAGUGGUGCCAUUAUGAACUCUACUUUGCCCAUCACAAUCUCUUCCACGAAGGCUCUGAUAACUUAAUCCUGAUCUUGCUGGAACCCAUCCCACAGAACAACAUUCCCAGUAGAUACCACAAGCUGCGGGCUCUCAUGGCCCAGAGGACUUACUUAGAAUGGCCUACUGAGAAGGGCAAGCGUGGGCUGUUCUGGGCCAACCUUAGAGCUUCGUUUAUUAUGAAGUUAACCUUAGUCAAUGAGGAUGAUGAUGUGAAAACUUGAAGCUUAGGUUUCCAACUUAAUAAACUGUCAACCUGGACUCCGAUGAGCAUUGUGGCUUCAAGUUCCUACCUGCAGGGACUUCUGUUGUGGUGUCUUAGUUUGCUCUCUGUGCUUAUGAUAAACAGCAUGUUUAGAAGUAGUAUAUGAAAGGUACUCACUACAUUAAUGAACUUGCCCACUGCUGAGUUCACAGCUGAACGGACAAUUAGGAUGGGACCCUGAUUAGAGGAAGCUGGUUACUGGGGGCAUGUCUUUGAAGGCUGUAUUUUUUUUUUAAGGCUCAUUUUUCUUGUUCUUAUGUCAGGGUCUCACCAUAUCUUGUUCAGAUUGUCCCUGAGCUCCAAGUAACCCUUCUGCCUCAGCCACCCACGUGCUGCGAUUACAGGGAUGAACCACCACAAUUAGCUUAAGAGUGCCCUCCUACCCCCUACCCCCCGACCCCUUUCUCAGUUUCCCUAUCACCACGAGGUGAACAACCCUUCCAUCACAUGCCCUCAAUACCAUGAUACAAUCAUGGCCUCAGGUCCCAGAGUCAGGAAUUCAGGACUCAGACUGAAACCAUGAUGGUUUUCUCCUUUGUCUGGAUCAGGCCUUCCCUUAUGGCUGUGCAAAGUUGAUGGUUCUGGCCUCUGGUUCCUCCAUAUCUUUGACAGAGACUAGGUGAAAGCCUUGAGUCCACUGAGCUGUGGGAUGAGGCUGAGGAACAGAUAUGGAGUUCGUCUUGUUAGACAGAGGCAGCUCAGUCCCAGUUGGCAUAGCUGUCUGCUUUCAUGCUGACACAGUCCUUUUAGAGUAAAGCCUCCACCAUCAGUCAGAGACAGGCCCUUCUCCCUCCUCUUUUCCUGUAUGAAUUCAGCACGAGCAGGAGUCUUCAUGGCUUCAUGUUAGCAAGAAAGAAGCAACCUUAACUGUAUGUGUCAGUCCUUGGAGACUCCUGUAGGUCCUUGUUAGCCUUAGGCUGAGCUUUACCCUUGUGUGUGUGUGUGUGUGUGUGUGUGUGUGUGUGUGUGUGUGUGUGUGGUGUGUAGAUUAGUAAAAGUUUCUGAAUAACUGGUAGUUGGCAUCAAGAGUUGAAACAUGCUCAUAGGUUUAGUGAAAAAACAAAAAAAUAAAACCUCCAUUGAUGCUACAGCAA